Messenger RNA from Penicillium verhagenii, 846 nucleotides. Its product is annotated as PIG-F family protein. Gene Ontology annotation, biological process: GPI anchor biosynthetic process. Gene Ontology annotation, cellular component: endoplasmic reticulum membrane. NCBI's taxonomy places the organism in Eukaryota, Fungi, Ascomycota, Eurotiomycetes, Eurotiales, Aspergillaceae. Bases 1 to 846 code for a protein of 281 amino acids. The record is from RefSeq and is a predicted model, not a curated record. The transcript has 2 exons.
AUGGCCUCUUCCCACUCCCAUGUCUCUUCAAUCAAUCAACCAAGCUCGCUAUCCCAGGCCCCUGUCGAAAAACCCUCGGCACCGCCCGUCAAUAUCCUCCAUUCCCAACUUGCGCAGGCCUAUUCAUUUGUGCACCCGAUAUUACUCGUGGCACUAUGUGCAGCACGAUUCCAAGCAUUGGUUGCCAACCCAAUCCAAGAGCUUCUUGCUGACAUUCCCUGGUUGGCCUUGCUCCAGCUUUUCUAUGUGAUACUCUGUCUUCCGCCCUCCGGAUCAUUAACACCUUAUGCGGAGAACUCUACAAGUGAUGGGAAAGCACCACGUUCGCGGCCAGUGAAGCCUAGCUAUCGCCGUAAACAUUCUGGAAAGAAUGCCUGGGCUGGACUUUGGGCGAAGUUAAUGCCUGCCUUACUCUCACUAGGCCUGACCUCCUUUGUCGCAACCCCGGUUAUUUCCGCUCUUCUCGUCCUGUUCGGCGCCCCUCUCACUACCCACAACUACGAAACUGUACUCUGUGCAGCCCACAUGGCGCUCCUUUCCGCUUCUCCCUUGAUAUACGUCCACGGGAUGGAUGGCUCCAUCUGGAAGGAGGUUUGGGGAAUUGCUCGGCCCGCAGACACUGUUUGGGGUAGUGCUCUAGGCACAGGUUUGGGUGCCUGGUUUGGCGCUAUCCCAAUCCCACUUGACUGGGAUCGCCCAUGGCAAGCAUUCCCCAUCACUAUUUUGGUCGGCGCAUACAUUGGCUAUGCUCUGGGAGCAUUGAUCACUCGCACACCUCUGCUGUAUGGUAAAUGCAUUCAGUUCGCGCCCGAAUCAGAGGAAGAGGCCGAGAAGAAGAAAAACUAG